This is a messenger RNA of Aricia agestis (brown argus), 1155 nucleotides long. Its product is annotated as protein ANTAGONIST OF LIKE HETEROCHROMATIN PROTEIN 1-like. The transcript has 2 exons. Lineage: Eukaryota; Metazoa; Arthropoda; Insecta; Lepidoptera; Lycaenidae. The record is from RefSeq and is a predicted model, not a curated record. The coding region runs from base 160 to 1155 and encodes 331 amino acids.
CCGUAGCAAGGAAUUUGAGAAGUGUCACCCAUAUCAUCUUAGAACGCACAAACUAUAGCUGGAAAUAUGUGUUGGACAUGUUUUCUGAAGUAUUUGUUGGAAAAUUAAUUGUAUUUGGAAUACUUAAGUCAGUAGGUUCACAGAGUGGACUGAUGGGUGAUGCGACGGAAGUUAUCGGAGAAUAAGGGUUUGAUGAAGAAUUUUCACCAAAAGGGGGACUGCUUGAGGAAAUUCCUAGCAACUGGUGAAACAUACGCAUCUUUAGAAUUCAAUUAUCGUAUAUCGGCAAGCUAUAUAAGCAGAAUAGUCGCACAAGUUCUUGCAAGUUUGCGAAAAAAUUUAGUACCAAUUUUCCUGCCUGUGCCAACGGAAAAUCAUCUAAAACAAACUGCUGAACAUUUCUGGAAUAGGUGGAACUGUCCAAAUUGUUUUGGAGCAAUUGAUGGCAAGCACGUACGUAUUAAAUGUCCGAAGAACAGUGGAUCGAUGUUUUUUAACUAUAAAGACUACUAUUCUACUGUAUUAUUGGCUAUUGUAGACGCAAACUGCAAAUUUAUUGCUGUUGACGUGGGCUCAUAUGGGAAGGAAGGGGACAGUGGUAUAUUCAAAAAGUCAGCUAUGGGCAAAAAAAUUAUGUCCGAACAAUUUAAUGUGCCUCAACCGGCAGCCUUACCAGGAACAGAUAUCUUAACCCCACAUUAUCUAGUUGGCGAUGACGCGUUUGGAUUAGACGUCUACAUGAUGAAACCCUAUUACAGAACUCAUAUUAGAGGCGAUCGUGGUAAAGCGAUUUUCAACUAUCGCAUCUGCCGAGCAAGACGAGUCACAGAGAAUUCUUUUGGACUUCUGAGUCAGGUUUUCCGAAUAUUAUAUUCACCUAUAGCAAUUAGACCAGAAAUAUGUGAUGACUUAAUUACUACACUAUGUUGUCUCCAUAAUUUAUUAAGGGAUGCUUAUUUAGAAAAAAAUGGAAUACCAUAUUACAGUUACGACAAAAAAAAAAGAAAACCAACAGAGAACAUGCUUCCACUGACACGUACGGGAGGAUUUCGGAACAUAGAUGGAUUUCGAAUCAAAAAUAUCCUUAAAGAUUACUUUACCUCAGAAGCUGGAAAAGUCUCAUGGCAAGAACAGUCGAUAAACAGAAUGAACUAG